This is a messenger RNA of Melitaea cinxia (Glanville fritillary), 927 nucleotides long. It is a transcript of the gene Rrp40, whose product is annotated as exosome complex component RRP40. Gene Ontology annotation, molecular function: RNA binding. NCBI's taxonomy places the organism in Eukaryota, Metazoa, Arthropoda, Insecta, Lepidoptera, Nymphalidae. Gene Ontology annotation, cellular component: cytoplasmic exosome (RNase complex); nuclear exosome (RNase complex). The coding region runs from base 183 to 893 and encodes 236 amino acids. The record is from RefSeq and is a predicted model, not a curated record. The transcript has a single exon. Gene Ontology annotation, biological process: TRAMP-dependent tRNA surveillance pathway; poly(A)-dependent snoRNA 3'-end processing; nuclear polyadenylation-dependent rRNA catabolic process.
UCAAACAUCAUUGACGAUGACAGAAACAUGGAGUGACAUAUCUAAAAUAAGAAAACAUCAAAACAACAUCUUUUGGCAACAUCUGAAGACUGACAUGUGCUUUAAACGAAUAUAAAGUCGUGAAUGAAGAAAAACAAAUAUUUUUUUAUUGUAAUUCAGAUAAAUAUGCAAUCAAAUUAGAAAUGAAAAUAUCUAUUGGUGAUGUUGCUCUACCGGGCGAUUAUUGCGAGGAGAUAAGCGAAGUCGCCGAAAAAAGUAAAGUAAUUAUUGGACCAGGACUACGAAAAGAGGCUGAUCGUGUCUUCAUCACAAAGCCCGGUGUGUUAAAGAAACGAAACCCGUGCACUUUUUGGGUAGAUAGCUAUCAGAAGAGAUACGUGCCGUCGAGGGGAGAAAACGUAAUAGGCGUAGUUGUUCAAAAGGCAGGAGAUAUAUUCCGGGUCGAUGUCGGUUGCAGCAUAACCGCGGCAUUGUCCUACCUGUCGUUUGAAGGAGCCACAAAAAAGAACAGACCUGAAGUUCAAGUCGGUGACGUUGUUUAUGCUAAAAUGUUAGUGGCCAGCAAAGAUAUGGAACCAGAGUUGGUGUGUGUUGAUUCUCAUGGCAAGAAAGGCAGACUAGGUGUCCUCAUAGAUGGGUUCGUAUUUAAAUGCUCAUUAAAUUUGAUAAGGAAGAUAUUGAAUCCUAGUUGUACCUUACUCGAGUCCUUAAAAAAUGAGUGGCCCUUUGAGUUAGCAGCGGGCAUGAAUGGUAGAAUAUGGAUAAAGGCUAACUCAAUGAGAGAAACUAUUGCUGUUGGCAAUGCUAUUUUAGGUGCCGAAUAUCUAAAUGAUGAGGAAAUAAAGAGUAUGUGUAACAAUAUAGCUUCUAUUUUAGCUGGACAUGUAAUGUAGAUAAACAAAUAUUAAUAAACUCUUUUUAAAUAUA